This is a messenger RNA of Solanum dulcamara, 1770 nucleotides long. RefSeq lists its product as uncharacterized. Lineage: Eukaryota; Viridiplantae; Streptophyta; Magnoliopsida; Solanales; Solanaceae. The record is from RefSeq and is a predicted model, not a curated record. Bases 550 to 1356 code for a protein of 268 amino acids. The transcript has 3 exons.
GGGAUUCACAAACCUUUGAAAUAUUUGUAUAUGUAAAUAAUAAAGUGAGGGAAAAAACUUAAGAGAAGCAGGUUCGUGCGGGGAGAGUUGAGAAUAGAAAAAAAAAGUUAUGCGAUUGAAAAUUGUGUGGAUUUGACUAACUCCCCACCAUAUGUUCCAUUGCCAUCCCUAAUGUACGACGUCGUUUGCACCUGUUAUCCCCGACGAGAAAGGAAACAAAAUUACAACAGGAGAUAAGUUUCAAUAUUUGUAAACGUGGACAGGGGCCAUAGGGCUUCAACAGGCAGAGGGAAAUAGAAGAGAAGAAAGAGCAAGGAGAAUCUCGCUGCUACCGAAAAUCGAUCGAUUUCCCGUUUGCGAGUUCUCUGCUAUGAGAUUGCUGUAUGUAUAUACCGUACAGAUACUGAUGCAGCUUUAACAUGAUAACCCAUUUAUAUUGAUCGUGAGUCCUAUUGUCACUCUUCAUUCAUUCCCUGGAUUGGAUCUGGAAGUGUUUUUGAAAAUCUUGGAAUAUUACGCUCCUUAACGUCAAUUUUAGACCACCACAUUAUGUGGAAUUUUGCAUCCAAUUGUGUAGCUGGGAAUAUAGGGCUAAAGAAUGAGACUCUGAAGCGUACUCAGCAUUCAGCAGAUUGCUCAGACGAUGAAACCUCUUCAAGAAACAGCAGGGAGGAGGGACUUGAGUGUCCAAUAUGCUGGGAAUCUUUUAAUAUUGUUGAAAACGUUCCAUAUGUUCUAUGGUGUGGCCAUACACUUUGUAAAAACUGCAUACUAGGACUACAAUGGGCUGUAGUGAAAUUUCCUACUUUGCCGCUUCAGCUUCCACUGUUUAUAGCUUGUCCCUGGUGCAAUAUGUUAUCUCUUCGUUUGGUUUAUAGAGGGAACCUUAAGUUUCCUCGUAAGAACUUCUUUCUUCUCUGGAUGCUUGAGAGUAUGAAUGGUGACAGAACAAAGUCUCAUAAUUCAUCUUGUGGGGAUCAUCACCAGACAGCCUUGCCAUCAUCUACAAAAUUCUUAGGAAGUACAGCAAGCCAGUCUAACCGACAGAGGGGACAGUAUGUUCAUCGCCCAGAAUCAUCAGGCUCGAACCAUGAUCACAAUCUCAUUAGUGGUUCUCUUGCUAUUGAGAGACUUCAUUCUUCUCUGCGCAAGUCUCUUGUUUUCUUCGUUCAUUUGACAGCCAAGUUCCCUCUGGUGGUUGUAUUUCUCCUGAUCAUCAUGUAUGCCAUACCUGCCAGUGCAGCAAUCUUGGCCUUGUACAUGCUCAUCACCAUUGUGUUUGCUCUCCCAUCUUUUCUAAUUCUGUACUUUGCAUAUCCCAGUUUGGAUUGGCUAGUUCGAGAAAUCAUCACCUGAACUGCUGUUUUUGAUCUCUUGAUCAUGUGGUACCAAAAAUAUUGUGUUGCAAAGCAGCAAAUCAGUUGAGUGCAUCUUUAAGUGAAUGCAUAAUUUGACGACAUUUCUGGCAUCAGUGCUCGUUGUAAAUUCUUUCAUGCAUCGAGCGUGUUGUUGGAGAAAAAGGUCAAUAUAUUGCUUAUGUAGCUUACCUUUAGACCUUUUUGAAGAAGUUCCGUUACCAAUAUGUUUACUUCCAUUGUAGGUAAUGUAUAUUUCAAGUCAUUUUAGCCACGAAUUAUCUCAUAUCAUGGUGUUGAGUAUGCCAUUUGGCAAUUGUCAGGUUGUAAUUCGCUUUCUACUAUAGCAACCAUUCUCCAACAUCAGCAUCAAAUUGGUUCUAGUCAUUGUUAAUACAAGUAGUUUUGAUAAGGA